Scylla paramamosain (green mud crab) is the source of this 8569-nucleotide messenger RNA. RefSeq names its product synaptotagmin-7-like (gene Syt7). The record is from RefSeq and is a predicted model, not a curated record. The coding region runs from base 1288 to 2562 and encodes 424 amino acids. The transcript has 8 exons. Gene Ontology annotation, molecular function: calcium-dependent phospholipid binding; SNARE binding; clathrin binding. Gene Ontology annotation, biological process: cellular response to calcium ion; calcium-ion regulated exocytosis; regulation of dopamine secretion. Gene Ontology annotation, cellular component: plasma membrane; exocytic vesicle. NCBI's taxonomy places the organism in Eukaryota, Metazoa, Arthropoda, Malacostraca, Decapoda, Portunidae.
AGAGAGAGAGAGAGAGAGAGAGACGUGGUAGGAAACAUGAAAUCGAAAGUGAAAGAAAAUAUUCAACAAGACUUUUAACUCUGACAAGUGAAAUUUAGGAAAGAAAAAAGAAAGAAAGAAAAAUACUGAUAAAAAAUCUAGCGAAACCUCUCUCGUGAAAAAAACGGAAAAUUUUCAGUAUUUACGAGAAAAAGACGUGAAAAAAAUCAAAUGAAAAAAGAAAGAAGUGAAGAAGGAACAUGAAUAUUAGUAGCAGUGGUGGUGACGGUGAUGAUAGUGGUUGAGUGUUACUAGUAAUGGUGGUGGUCAUUUAUUAUCAGUUUAUUUCACCUGUUCCACCUUUAAUUAGCGUGGCUUGUCCCCCAAGACUCACCUGAGCCUGCCAAAGAAACGUGCAUCCAAACAAUAUUUCGUCUUUCAUGUGCGUCAAACGAGAAAAAAAGAAAAAAAAAGUGAAAGAUGCCAAGGAAAAUAAAACGAAAAAACGUGGAUGAAGAAACCUAAUCAGUGGAAAGUAAGGAAAAGCACAGAUUAAAAAUAAAUCUUGGGAAAGGAAAACGAGGAAAUUAUCAAGAAAAAUAUAAGAGAUUAGUAUAGGAAAACAGAUGAUAAGGAAUUAGUGAAAGGAAAAGAAACGAAGAAAUAAAAGAAGAUACGUCGAAAGGAUAAAAAAAAAGGAUCAUUUAAAGGAAAAGGAGGAAAGAAGAAAGCAGGAACAAAUAAGAAAGAAAAAAAAGUUAAAAAGAAUUAUAAGAAGAGGCAAAGAAGAAGCAAAAUCUUCAAAGAGAAAAAUUGUAAUGAUGAAGUAACAAAAAAAAAGAAAAGAAAGAAAGAAAAAAAGGCAGAUGAAAGACUUAAUCAAAGGAAACAGGGAAGAAAAAAGAGAAAACCUGGUAAGAGACAAGUAAUGGUAAACUAAAAAUAAACAUGAAGAUAGACACGAAGAUAAACUGAGGAAGUGCACUGCUGAAAAUAACUCACACAGUAAAAUAACGAUAAAUACAAAAUUACUAAAUAAAAAAGGAAAUGAAAGAGAGAAAGAAAGAGAGAGAGAGAGAGAGGAAGAGAAGAAAAAAAGUACACGACAAGUAAAAAUAAGAAUAAAUAGAAAUAACUAAUCUCAAAAUUGAAUAAUACAAAAAAAAAGUGAACCAUUUGAAAAUUACAAAGAAAAAAAAAGAAAAAAAGAUGGAAAUAUUAGGACUGAAUGAAUGAAUAAGAGAAAAAAAAAGGAAAUGAGAGAGAAGGAAUGUGCUUGGUAAUCUUAAUGGCUGUGUGUGGGAAACAAUGGCAGAGAAAGGGUGUCUGUCUGCCUGUUGUCUGUGGCUGCGGAAGCACUGCCCCGUCAUUCCCUGGGAGGAUGGUGAUGACGAGGAGGAAUCACCGAAAAGACCCUUAACCCCAAAAUCAAAACAAGAACCAGAACAACAACAACAACAACAACAACAACAGCCAGUCAGCUUACAGGAACAGCAGCGUUCUCCCUCUUUCGACCAAUCACGUUACAGUUUGUCCUCGACGUGUAGUGACCUUUCUGUGACCUCGGAAGACCCCCAGAAUACGUCCCACCCCCGCGCCACCAAGUCCUCCUCUUUGACCUCCUGUACUCGCAACCUAAGCACACGGGCGAGGUCACUGUCCGUGGUCAGUGGCGCCUCCAUUCUUAGGUCAAAGGUUAGGAUGGCAUUUUUCCAGAACCGGUCACUCAGUCUGGUGGACAUGUACAUCGACACCUCAGAGCCCACGGAAAACGUCGGUCAGAUUCAAUUCUCCAUGGAAUACAACUUCAACGAGAUGACGCUUAUUCUGCGGAUCAUGCAGGCGAAGGAGCUCCCUGCGAAGGAUCUCAGUGGCACCAGCGAUCCUUACGUCAGAGUGACACUAUUGCCAGACAAGAAACACAAGCUGGAGACGAAGAUUAAGCGGCGGACACUACACCCAAAAUGGCAUGAGACCUUCUACUUUGAAGGUUUCCCUAUUCAGAAGCUGCAGAGUCGCGUCCUUCAUCUCCACGUGUUUGAUUACGAUCGGUUCUCCAGGGACGAUUCCAUAGGGGAGGUGCACAUUCCCCUCUGUCAGGUGGAUUUCUCCGAGAAGAACAAUACAUUCUGGAAGGCACUACACCCCUUGGAGAAGAACAAGUGUGGGGAGAUUCUCACGUCCCUUAUGUAUCAACCCUCCACCUCCCAGCUCACCCUUACUGUCAUCAAGUGCCGCAACCUCAAAGCAAAGGAUAUCAACGGGAAGUCAGAUCCCUACGUCAAGGUUUGGCUGUACUUUGGUGAGAAGCGAAUAGAGAAGAAGAAAUCUGAGGUCCAAUUCUGCACCCUGAAUCCCGAGUUUAACUUCAGCGUGAUGUUUGAGGUUCCCUGGGAGAGGAUCAGAGAGUGCCAGCUGAACGUGACCAUAAUGGAUCACGACAAAGUGGGCAGGAACGAGGCCAUCGGCAAGAUUAUGUUAGGCAAGGCAGGCAGUGGCACCUCGGAGACUAAGCACUGGAGCGACAUGAUCACCAAGCCGAGACAGACAGUGGUCAUGUGGCACCGCUUGAAGCCCGAGUGAGCCUCCAUGGCACUUCCUGCCCUCCCCUGGCACCCCUCCUGCGUGAGGUGACGGGGGAGGGAAGGAGGGGAGGCAACGACCGACCAACCAACACCACCACUACCCACCACCACCACCACCACUAUCACCAGCAACUACAACUACAACAACUGCAAUCUGAAUCUCGCUCAACCACUGCGUCUCGAACCCUCGAACCCUGAGAAGGGGAGAAAUUGAAGUCAAAAUUAAUUAGAUAAAAAAAAAAAAAUAAUGUAAUUCUCAAUAAUUCAUGUCAAUCACGUAUUUGAAGAGAACUGUUGCAUAUCUGUCCGUACGUACGUGCAGUCUUCACCCCAUGGUAGUUAUAGCGGCGAGUGUGUGCGUGCGUGCGUGUGCGUGUGUGCGUGAGUGAGUGAGUGUGCGAAUGCGUGUGAGUGAGUGCACCACCACCACCACUACCACAGCAGUAGCGGCGUGUCCGGUGUGCGAGUGCCCUCAACCUACCUGUCUCCCCCGCACGUCGCCGGCCGCCCCCACCCCCCACCCCUGCAGCGCUGACUCGAGCCUCCUGAAGGUACCAACCACACGUAUACAAUCGAAGCGAAGUCAAGCGUUCCCUGUAUGAAUGUAGCUGACGCCACUGCACGCAACCCAAGCGUCACCAAUAUGCAAGACUAAAGCUGUAGUCGACUGGCUAAGCAAGAUACACAAACACGCUCCUAAGCAAAGUAAAUAAGUAAGCAAGCAAACCAGCAAGCAAGCAAGCCAAGCAAGCGUCACUACCUCCCCCUUUAUUACCCUGGCCGCCUUAUCCAGCAACAUGAACUACGUAACUACUCCCUAAACGACGCACAAAAGAUGAUAAAGAUAAAAAAAAAAGACGCGACGCUGUUAACUGUUUCCUUAGCGUUCGUUCAUUCCUUGGUUGAGUGUUUGAUUGACGCGAAACACACUUGCUUUUAAGACUCGGGGCUCAGGGGACAGCACCCACCCCCGCCUCCCUCCCCCUCACGUCACCCACCGCCCCCCUGCCCCGCCGUGACUGGACAGGCUCCACUAAGAAUUCUAAGGGGGGCGUGGGUGAGGCCGCGGCGAGGUGAGGUGUGCGGGCGUGGCAGUGCUUCGCCCCAGCCCGAGCGUUUGUUAGCGGGAGGCAGCCUCGGUUAUCUCUUGUUAUCGUUGUCGUGGUCGUUCCGCGUUGGGUGGCGGUGCCCGGUGGGUGGUGGGCGCCGCGGGGCCUCGGCAGCCUCGCCACCAACCACCCGCUUGCACUUCAGUGUUUUUCACGGCCCGCCGCCGCCGCCGCCGCCGCCGGUGCCGUUCUUUCGUAUUGUUUGAUAGAAAAUGGUGGAGUUGUAGGUAAAGUUUUUUUUUUCUCCUCAGAUACUGUUUGUAAUGGUCAUAUACAUAAUAUAUAUAUAAAUAUAUUUUGCUUUCCUCGGUUGAUACAUGGUAGGAUCUCUUUGUAAUAUAUUGUAUAUGUGGCUCAAUACAUAGAGAUAUAUAAAUAUAUAUAUAAAAAAUGAAUAUAUGAAAACAACUUUAGCGUAGUUAAAGAUAAAAAAAAAACAACCCCCUAAAAAAAUACAAAUAAAAAAAAAGACAAAGCAUAACUCUUGAAGUACCGCGGAGUGACACACACGGGACGGUCGCCGUGAGUCGCGGCGUGCGCAGUGCUGCCAGGCUCAGCGUCAAGGUCUAGCGAAUGGGAUGGUGGACCUUACAGCACGUGCCAUACACUGAUAGACAUUAACAUAUUACUGUAUUGGACGGGGGAGUCGCGCCUGCCGGGCCGCUCCCUCGCUUUGAUCAAGGCUUGUUCUAACACCCCUCCCCUCCCCUCACCCCUCCACCUCAACCAUAGCCCCCUUCCCCUCUCCAUGUCCCCUCCCAUCACAUCUCCCCAGCCAGCUCUCCUCCUCCACUUCCCCCUCCUUUAUACUUUGACCAUCCCUCGCCUUCCUCAGCCCACGACCCUCCCCGCCCCCCUCCCCCUCCACCACCACUCCUGCCUUCACUCAAUUGACCAUUCGCACAGGGCAGCUAAUUAUCAUAUUUUGGGGGGUAUGUACGUGUCUUUUGCUGUUUAUGUGUGUGUACGUAUUAUGUAAACAACUAGGCAACCAACGAAAGGCUCUCUCUCUCUCUCUCUCUCUCUCUCUCUCUCUCUCUCUCUCUCUCUCUCUCUCUCUCUCUCUCUCUCUCUCUCUCUCUCUCUCUCUCUCUCUCUCUCUCGGAUCCAAAGAGCUGGCCUCCAGAUCCUCUUUUUUUCCUUUUAAAAUCUUGAAGCCUUAAAUGAUUGAAACUAUAAUCUUUUCCUCUUCCUCCUCCUCCUCCUCCUCCUCCUCCUCCUCCUCCUCCUCCUCCUCCUCCUCCUCCUCCUCCUCCUCCUCUCCUCUCGAAAUCAGGAGUUGUCCCAUCAUUCACUGUACUUAAAGCUGUUUUUCGCCUCUUAAUGUACAGUAAACUAUUUCUUAAGGUAAAGACAACAUGCAGUCCUUUCUUCUUCCUCUUGCCUUCCUCUUCCCUUCCUUGCGUUUCCCUUUUCUCCCUUUCAUCCUCCUCGUCCUGCUCUUCUCUCCUCCUCCACUUUUCUCUCCUUCACACCACUCCAUAGCCCCUAAAUCUCUUCCGCAAAUCCUCCUCCUCCUCCUCCUCCUCCUCCUCCUCCUCCUCCUCCUCCUCCUCCUCCUCCUCCUCCUCCUCCUCCUCCUCCUCUUCCUCACUCGAGUUUCUGGUACCGUUGGGAUCAUCUUUACCACACACACACACACACACACACACACACACACACACACACACACACACACACACACACACACACACACACACACACACACACACACACACACACACACACAUUGGGUACACAUUAUUUAUGCAAAAAAGCCUAAGAACCAAACCCACACACACACACACACACACACACACACACACACACACACACACACACACACACACACCUGUAUAUCUGUAUAGUGGUGGUGAAGUAGUUUGUGAUGUACUAUAGGUUACUGUGAUCGUGAAAUAUCCUCUCUCUCUCUCUCUCUCUCUCUCUCUCUCUCUCUCUCUCUCUCUCUCUCUCUCUCUCUCUCGCUUCCCCCGUACUUCGGAUUCUAGCCAAUGACAACGCACGUCUUAAUUGUGUUUUUUGGACCAAUGAAGCACCGUAUCUCUUAAAGAGGGCGUGGCCUUUAGCGAAACCAGCCAAUCAACGCGUUGCUCCCUUCCCCUGACAGCCAAUCGCAGUGCUUUAUUCUGGCUGGUGACAUAACUCUGAAAAAAAAAUAAGAAAAGUGAAAAAUGGAAGGAAAUUAUAAUGGUAUUCAAAUUGACCUUGAGUAAAAGUGAUAGAAAAGUUAUUAUAGACGGUAAAUGAAUAAGUCGACGUGUGUGUGUGUAUGUAUGUAUGUAUGUAUGUAUGUAUGUAUGUAUGUAUGUAUAUGGUUUACUCACAGACCCAUAUGUGGUUAGUAUACACACAUACAUACGCACUCUCUUCGGCUUGUGAUACAUAUCUUGCUGUUUUCUUUUUUUUAUUAUUAUUCUUUUUUAUUAAUAAUAUUAAGAUGGUAGAAGAGAAAAAAAAAGGUGAAAUAAUAAGUUGUGAUGAUAAUUACUGUGAUAAUAAUAAAUUUCCCUCUUGUAACUUGAGAGGAUGAAUAGAAAACGAGAGAAAAAAAGACAAAAAAUUUACAGUAAUAAACCAUUUUUUAUCCAUUAAGAAGAAAACACGAAAGAAAUAUAUUAUUAAAAACAAUGAUGAAAAUACCAAUACUACUAUUACUACUACUACUACUACUACUACUACUACUACUACUACUACUACUACUACUGCUACUACUAACUAAAAAAACAGUAUUGCCAUCAGUAUUUCCUUGUUUUUUUCUAAGUGUUGUGGUGGGCGAGCGUGAUAUGAGCGUUGUCAAGUCACUCUGAACGAUCCUUUCUGAGGCAUCUCACAACCCGAGCGACCAUGAUGUUGAUAUUUCAGAGUCCUUCAGUCUGUAUCAAAGCCUUUCGGAUAUUUCCUUCUCUGUGUGUGUGAUGGCGUCCCUUUCCCCCCUCCCCUUCUCCACUCUUCCCUUCCCCUUUCCCCUCUCCUCCAUUCCCUCCUUCUUCCCUCCUUCCCGCAGACUUUUUUUCCCUCUUCAACAGAUCUUAAAAGGGGAAAUUAUCAAUAUCCCGAAGUGAAGUAUUUUGAAAGCGUUAGUUUGCGAGGGAAAAAAAUAUUAAGUGUUUAGGGAAAAAAAAUAAAUGAGUAUAAAGUCCUUUGGUGUGAUUUUUAGGUUAAUUAUUAUUUUUUUUUUAUUUUAUUUAUUUAUUUAUUUUUUUUUUUAUGGAUAGUGUGUCUUAUGGUGAUGUACUCUUCUUAAGUUAAUCGGUUUGUUGCAUUAGAAGUAAAAUAAAAAAUGAUGAUGAUGAUGAUUACUGAUGGUGAUGCUUGUAUGUGCGAGUAAGUAAAAUAAUGAUGAUGAUAAAUACAUAAAAAAAAAUAAUAAAUAAAUAAAAUCUAAAUAAAAAUUGGUCAUUGGCAAGAUUUUUUUUUUUUUUCAAUACCCGGAGAGCGUUUUCUGUCGUGAUGAUUCCGUUUUCUUCCAUGAGUGGGUUAUAGUUACGGUUUUUGUAAUCAUUCUUAGGGCGUGUAUUGCAUUUUCUUUGAGUAUUACUAGUCCCUUACGUUUUCUGUGGUUAUUACUAGCGUGUGAAUUAUGUUUUCUUUGAUUAUUAUUAGCGUGUGGUCCGUUUUCUAUGGUUAUUACUAGCCUAUGUCUUACGUUUUCUUUUUCAGUAAGUACUAGCGUGUGUCUUAGAUUACCGCCUAAUGCAGGUGUAAUGAAGUACAGUACUAACGUUGUUUGUAUCGCUAGGAUUAGCCACUCAGUCAUCGGCUAGUGAAGUUAUUCAGUCCCAGAAUUAGAAGCCAAGCUGACGUACGUACUCCUACUCAACCAAAACAAUAAUGAUAAAAAAUAGAGUAAAAAUGUAUAAGGACCACAUGAAAACCGGUUACUUCAGUUUCUUUUUGGACUGAGUGAAGUUUUCUGCUUGUACCUGUUCGUCUUUCUUUCUGUUGUUUACUUGUCUUUUUUUUUCUGUCAGUUGGUAAAUAGAAGCGAACCUAACUUAACUUAUCCCAAAUCUGAGUUAAGUUGAAUUAGGUGAGUUAUCUAUCUGUACACUUACUUAUAUAUCUGUCUAUCUAUCGGCAUAUGUAUCUAUCCUUACGUAAGAAUAACCUAACUUAGCCCAUCCCAGAAGUGACUUGGGUUAAAUUCAGCAAAUUAUCAAUAUAUUUACGUUUAUCUGAAGGUAACCUAACUUAACCUCACCCGGACUAAGGUGGGUUAAAUUAGGUAAGGUACCCGUCUAUCUAUCCACCUGUUUAUCUGUGUAUUAUAUCUAUUCAUCCAUCAAAGUAACCUAACUUAACCCAACGAGACCAAAAAUGUAUCUACUGUGUCUGGUCUUCAUGGGGUCCACAAAGUAACACUAAAAGGCCAGAAGUGUUUUGAUAAUAGAUAUAAACUCAAAAAAAAAAAAAAAUGUACCAUGGUUUUUGAGUUUAUUUUUCUAUCACAUAUUAUUUUCCGUUCGAAUAUACGAGCUGUGAUUUUUUGUGUUAUUUUUCUAUAGAGGCUACGAGAGUAUAGACGCUACCAGUAAAUAAAUAAAAUAAAUAAACACAAAAAAAAACAGUAAAUAAAAAAAGUAUAGAGGCAUUGAAAAGUGACCCCGUUGAGAAAUAUAAACGAAAGAAAGGUUGACAAACAGAUGACAGUCGCUUGUUUCCCGCCCUCCUUUCGAAGCUUCCGGCGCGCGCGAGUGAACCAGUUGAUCCGCUGCUGUCCUGUCUGUUUGUCUGUCUGUCUGUCUGUCUCUGUUUGUCUGUCUGUCUGUACAUAUUUUAGCCACGCGACGUCUUUCCCCCCUCAUUCCCCUCCCCCUCCCACCUCCGCUUUAAAGACUCUGGUUGCCCUUAACAGUGAAUGUGAUUACAACUAAGAAAUAUAGUAAUGAAACUCAA